ACCUGCAGCGGCACCUGCAACAUUCAGUGCGCCCGCCGCUGCUCCCAGGUCUGCACACACGCCCACGCCCGCGGCGCUCCCAGGCACACCUCGGGCCCUCAGCCCAGGGGCGCCCCACUGCGCCAGCAUGCCGCGGCCCACACGUGAGAGUUACGGCGAGCAGAAGCCGCCGUACUCGUACAUCUCGCUGACCGCCAUGGCCAUCUGGAACAGCGCCGAGAAGAUGUGCACGCUGGCCGAGAUCUACAAGUUCAUCAUGGACAACUUCCCUUACUACCGCAAGAACACGCAGCGCUGGCAGAACUCCCUGCGUCACAACCUCUCCUUCAACGACUGCUUCAUCAAGAUCCCGCGCCGCCCCGACAGGCCGGGCAAGGGCGCCUACUGGACGCUGCACCCCUCCGCCAUGAACAUGUUCGAGAACGGCAGCUUCCUGCGCCGCAGAAAGAGAUUCAAGAUUCCCCGCGACGAGAAGGACGCCAUGGAGGCGGGCCUGGCGCAGAUCAGCUCGGCGCAGCGCACCGUUGAGGCCCCGCGGGUGCCGCCGCCGCUCAUGCCGCCGCCCCUCAAGCCGCCUGGAGAGCUCACGCCGCCUCUACACCUGCUGCCUCCGCCCUGCCUGGCUCGCCUGCCGCCGCCGCUGCUAUACCCAUCGCCGCUGCUGUACCAAGGGGCCUGGGGCGCCGCGCCAUUCCUAGGCUCCCUCACCUACCUCCCGCCGCCGCUCCCGCCUCCCCUGCCGCCACCCCCUGCCGCGCCUAGACCCAUCAAGCCCACGCCCGUGCUGGCGCGGCCGCCGCCCCUCCCGCUGGACGUGGGCCUCACCGGCGUGACCUAAGCCCCGGGGCGCCGGCCGUCACUCAGGGCGAGGCUGGGUUGCCUACGGCGCCCCACAGGAAUCCGCCCCCACGCCGCCCUUUUCACACCGCGGAACGACAGCGCAGACGUGCGGUCGCCACUUCUGGUGAGUGUGCCCCGAGGGGCCGCCCAGCCCUGUGCGUGUCCAGGGCAGGGCCUGGCUGCGCGGCAUGUCUCCCCGCCAUCCGUCUGUUCGUCAGUGUCGCUCAGUGUGUCUCCCCUCCCCCUAACCUUCCGGACAGCCCGCCGUCCCCCGCGCACAGUGCCGCGCAAAGGACACAUCGCAGGGGCGGCGCCGGUGUUAUUUGUGUUACUGUGGUCAGUGUGCGUCUGUGUCUGUCUGUGUGUAUGCAUGCCUGUCUGUACAGCCGAGUGGAGACGAGUGACUCACAUGUUAUCAAGCCAGAACCUGUUUUUGUUUUUUCUUUUUUAUCAUUAUUAUUACCUACUAAUACCACUUACACAACGAACAACAACGAACCGAGAACCGCCACGACACAACAGCGACCAACCCACUCCAAGAGAACGUGAAGAGAAAAGAAAGAAGAAGCGAGAGCAGGACGAGACGCCAGGACACGAGGUCAGCUGAUGAGAAACAAGUGCAAGGGCCCCAAGAAGACAGUGAGAGGACUCUGCGAGGACGCUCGUGUCUCCUGCAUGUCGGCACUGUCAGUCAGGUCUCGUUGCUGUCUGUCUGUCAGUAAGUGGAAUAAAUUUGUUACCCAGUUAA
Messenger RNA from Portunus trituberculatus (swimming crab), 1588 nucleotides. RefSeq names its product fork head domain-containing protein FD4-like. Gene Ontology annotation, molecular function: DNA-binding transcription factor activity, RNA polymerase II-specific; RNA polymerase II cis-regulatory region sequence-specific DNA binding. Gene Ontology annotation, biological process: cell differentiation; regulation of transcription by RNA polymerase II; anatomical structure morphogenesis. The record is from RefSeq and is a predicted model, not a curated record. The coding region runs from base 128 to 838 and encodes 236 amino acids. The transcript has a single exon. NCBI's taxonomy places the organism in Eukaryota, Metazoa, Arthropoda, Malacostraca, Decapoda, Portunidae.